This is a messenger RNA of Anopheles nili, 2337 nucleotides long. It is a transcript of the gene PolI, whose product is annotated as DNA polymerase iota. Lineage: Eukaryota; Metazoa; Arthropoda; Insecta; Diptera; Culicidae. Gene Ontology annotation, molecular function: damaged DNA binding; DNA-directed DNA polymerase activity. The transcript has a single exon. The coding region runs from base 1 to 2301 and encodes 766 amino acids. The record is from RefSeq and is a predicted model, not a curated record. Gene Ontology annotation, biological process: translesion synthesis.
AUGGAUGGGCCAAAGGAUUCCGACGACGAAGAUCGGGUACACCCGCGCGUAGUUAUCCACAUCGAUAUGGACUAUUUUUACGCUCAAGUAGAAGAAGUGUUAAAUCCCUCCCUGAAGGAUAAGCCGUUCGCGGUGAAGCAACGGUUUUGCGUUGUAACCUCGAACUACAUCGCGCGUCAGUAUGGCAUAAAAAAGCUCCAGCCAGUUAAGGAUGCUCUCGUCCUGUGCCCUGAGCUAGUGCUGGUCAAUGGAGAGGACUUAACGAAGUACAAGGAAAUGUCGGUGCGUAUAAACGAAAUCAUGCACCGAUUUACGCCGCACGUCGAGAAAUUGGGUCUCGACGAAAACUACCUCGACGUCACUGAACUCGUGAGCGAAAGGCUUGAGCAGCUAGAAACUAAUUCUGGUGGCCGUGAUCUCAAGGAGCUGAACUAUGUUGAGGGUCUAAUCCAUCCUCCACCCGAAAGAGAUGCAUCGCAGAUGGCCUCGCCCCCGGAAACCGAUCGCGACGUUUUCCUUCGAUGUUGCUGUUGUGGCUGUGAACGAAGACUGAUACUGGCAACACAUUUAGCAAAAGAGAUACGAGAUUGCAUAUUUAACGAGCUGGGGCUACGUUGUUGUGCCGGAAUCGCCCACAACAAGUUGUUGGCAAAGCUAGUCGGAGCGGUCAACAAGCAAAAUAAACAAACAGUUCUGCUACCGACGAUGGGAAGCACCUUCGUAGCAUCGCUUGGUUCGGUGCGCAGCCUGACUGGGAUUGGAGAAAAAACCGCCCAAACGCUGGCCGACUGUUGUGGUAUUAGCACCGUGACGGACCUGCAGAACGUCGAGCUGGACCGGUUAGCGAAACAUCUCGGGCAUGAGCAGGCAGUACGGUUGAAGCAGCUCGCGCUGGGCAAGGACAAUACCCCCGUAAAGCAGACAGGCAAACCCAAAUCUGUCGGUCUCGAGGAUUCCUGCCCGUCGAUAUCGGUGCGCGCGGACGCGGAAGAAAAAUUUCGCCAUUUGCUCGUGCGGCUUGUGAAAAAUAUUGCCGAGGACGGUCGAGUUCCUAUCGCAAUAAAGGUGACAGUGCGGAAAUUCGACAUGGCCAAGCGAACAACGCAUCGAGAAUCGAAGCAGGAUAAAUUGUUGCCUUCCAUGUUCCGGCACGCCAACGGACGGCUGGGUUUAGCAGACGGGUCGCAGGAGAAAAUUCUCGCCAUCGUCAUGAAAGUGUUCGAGCGAAUGGUCGAUCUUCGUCAGCCGUUCAACAUCACGCUGCUUGGCUUGUCGUUUUUCAAAUUUCAAGAGCGACGAAUCGGCAGCAAAUCCAUCGCUAAUUUCCUGAUUAAAAAGUCGGACAUCGAGGUGCAGUCGAUCACUAAUCUGAGCAACGAAUCGAUCACCCUUAGCGACAUCAGCUUCUGCUCGAACAAAUCCACACUGUCGGCUAUGGAGUGCGAACCGUGCUGUUCCUCGGAUGCUGGCUCGCUAGCUUCCCUCUCAGGUUCCGAGUCGGAUGUGGAACCGUCGCCUAAAAAGUCCCGCCGGUUGGUUUUCUUGUCGCGUCGUCACGAAUCUGCGCCGGAACGGCGAGUCGAAAACAUGGAACCAGAAGAAACAACACUCAGCAAGUUGCGUGUGGCCGAUCUGCGAUUGAAUUCCAAAGAAUACGAUCACGAGCAUCCUUUCACCGCAGGGACCGCAGUAGGCUCACCUAUGGAUGUUUCCACUCAAAGCGGUCCACCUAAGAUGUCUUUCUUUAAAGAGCGUCUGGCAACACCCAUCGAUACCGUCCGGGACUAUGCAGAUCGCAAAGCAACAUCCAGCAACGCAAGUCUAGCCAAUGCGAACAUCACCACCGGAUGCACUAGAAUGGAGGUGAAUGUUUCACCGCCGACAAAUAGUGCAUCUACCAACAGCACUUUUUGCAUUGCCAAGGAUCAAUCGGUAAACCAUAUUCAUAGCAAAAGUACAAGCAACCUCCCUCCAAACGUCGAUCCGGAAGUAUUCCAUGCACUGCCGGAUGAUGUCCAGCAAGAGCUACUUAGCAAUUGGGCAAGCGCAGCCAGUGCUUCGAUGGACACCCACAGCACGAGCACCGGAGCCGGAACGAGUAGUACCGUGAUUAGUAGUGUGAGCGUUAGAUCUGGCAGUGUUAGCCCAAACACUGCCCACAAUCUCUCGAAUACCACUGUAAGCAGUAGUAGCAGUAAUAGUAGUAAUAGUAACGCCGUAGUAGCCCCUUCAAACGCUGCCACAACGAGUAAGGGUAGCGCUAAAAACACUUUACAUCGCUACUUCGUUAAAAACACGUAGCAUUGUUAUCUCGUUGUAUCGAUCAAACCUCAUAGU